Molecule: messenger RNA, 2832 nt
Organism: Polyodon spathula (Mississippi paddlefish)
Lineage: Eukaryota; Metazoa; Chordata; Actinopteri; Acipenseriformes; Polyodontidae
Product: transcription factor COE2-like
Exons: 16
Coding region: 486-2231 (581 amino acids)
Biological process (GO): regulation of transcription by RNA polymerase II
Molecular function (GO): RNA polymerase II cis-regulatory region sequence-specific DNA binding; DNA-binding transcription factor activity, RNA polymerase II-specific
Source: RefSeq, a predicted model, not a curated record
GUUAACACGAGGGUUUCCUCCGAGCCGAGUACCUGAUCUCUGGAUUAGAGGGUACAGAUCACGCAUCAGACUGGCAGCGCCGCUGUGUGUGUGUGUGUGUGUGUGUGUGUGUGUGUGUGUGUGUGUGUGUGUGUGUGUGUAGAGUGUGUGUGUGUGUGUCCCCACAACGGAAAAGGGGAUCUUCGUUAAAUUGUGACCCAGUCUUGCUGCUUUUCGUUUGAACAACAACUGCACCCCAAGGAGAAUAAACCUCCCCAAAUCUUCUUACCGGAAACUUUUGAAGAUAUAUAUAUAUAUAUUUUUUUUUUUUUUUGUCAGCCUGAGGAAGUUGUGAAAAAAGUUUUUCCAUAUUUUAUAUAUAUAUUGUUUCUAUGUUAUGAAACUAUUGAAUAGCGCCGCUGUCUCUGGAUUUCUCCUCUUCGAGUAACUAUACAGGCGAUUCCUCUUGUGAACGACUGCCAGUCUCGGAUUUAUUCUUUUUUUUAAUGUUUGGAAUCCAGAAUCAUUUAUCCAGAGAGGGAUCGGAUAUUAAAGAGAAGACCUCCGGAGUUGAGAUGGAUUCCAUCCGAUCCUGGGUGCGCAAUGUCGGUGUUGUGGAUGCUAAUGUAGCGUCACAAAGUGGUGUGGCUCUGUCCCGGGCUCACUUUGAGAAGCAGCCCCCCUCCAAUCUCCGCAAAUCCAACUUCUUCCACUUCGUACUGGCGCUGUACGACCGACAAGGACAGCCAAUCGAAAUCGAGAGGACCUCCUUCUUCGACUUUGUAGAACACGACAAGGAGCAAAGUGGUCAGAAGACAAAUAAUGGAACACACUACAAACUCCAGCUUCUGUACAGCAAUGGGGUGCGGACGGAGCAGGAUUUGUACGUCAGGCUCAUUGACUCUGCAUCCAAACAGCCCAUCUCGUAUGAAGGGCAGAACAAGAACCCCGAGAUGUGCCGCGUGCUGCUGACUCAUGAAGUCAUGUGCAGUCGAUGUUGUGAGAAGAAGAGCUGUGGGAAUCGUAACGAGACCCCCUCAGACCCUGUGAUCAUCGACAGAUUUUUCUUGAAGUUCUUCCUCAAGUGCAACCAGAACUGUCUGAAGACAGCAGGGAACCCACGAGACAUGAGACGUUUCCAGGUGGUCCUCUCCACGACGGUCAGUGUGGACGGUCAUGUCCUGGCGGUGUCCGACAACAUGUUCGUCCACAACAACUCGAAGCACGGACGCCGCGCCCGGAGGCUUGACCCCUCGGACGCGACAGAGCCUGGCAUGGAGUACGCCACGCCCUGUAUCAAAGCCGUCAGUCCUAGCGAGGGCUGGACAACAGGGGGCGCCAUGGUCAUCGUCAUUGGAGAGCACUUCUUCGAUGGGCUGCAGGUGGUCUUUGGGACCAUGCUGGUCUGGAGUGAGUUCAUCACGCCCCAUGCCAUCCGCAUUCAGACCCCUCCUCGGCACAUCCCCGGAGUGGUGGAGGUGACCCUGUCUUACAAGUCCAAGCAGUUCUGCAAGGGGGCUCCAGGCCGUUUCAUAUACACGGCCCUCAAUGAACCCACCAUCGACUACGGCUUCCAGCGUCUCCAGAAGGUCAUUCCCAGACACCCAGGAGACCCAGACAGACUGGCCAAGGAGAUGCUUCUCAAGAGAGCUGCUGAUCUGGUGGAGGCUCUGUAUGGAAACGCACAGAGUAAUCAGGACAUGCUGUUGAAGCGUGCAGCAGAUAUCGCGGAGGCCCUGUACAGCAUCCCUCGCCCUCACAGUCAGCUCCAGGCCCUGCCCAGCUCCCCGGCUCACGGCAGUGUCAUGGGGCUCAACACCUACAGCAGCCAGCUGGGGGUCAGCAUCGGAGAUCCCGGGCAGAACGGGCAAGGAGGUUACAUCCGGAACACCAGCAGCCUGUCUCCGCGUGGCUACCCCUCUGCCUCCACGCCCCAGCAGGGUGGCUACGGCAGCGCGGGCGGGAUGAAUGGCUAUGGCGCGGUGCCCAUAUCCUCGCUGGGAGUGCCAGGCUCGCCAGGCUUCACCAGCGCCUCCCCCACAGCAUCGCCCUACGGAAUCAUGCCCUCCAGCCCCACAGUGCCCGGCUCUGGCGGCGCCUCCAUCCUGCCCUUCUCCUCCUUCCCCUCGGUCAAGCAGAAGAGUGCCUUCGCGCCAGUCAUCCGCCCGCAGGGCUCCCCCUCCCCAGCCUGCCCAAGCGCCGGGGGCAACGGCUUCAGAGCCAUGACUGGUCUUGUGAUACCUCCAAUGUAAGAGACCUCCCCUCCUCCCUCUAUCCCCUCUGACGGCAUGACAGCGGAACCCCAAAACAGGAGCCCCCCUCUGAUUGAACCCUGGAUUCAGGACUCCCCCCGUUUUGGGAUUUUUAACUUGAUCCUCGAGCCUGGUACAAACUGUAUGGGUAAACACACCGGGAGACCGGAGGGGUUCCUGCAGCUAACCUGGCAGAAACGACACAGCGAGAACAAGCUAAUGCACAAAGCUGCCUUCCAUCCACACAGGAGACUGCCAGGCGAUUUAGGGGGGCUUUCUUUUAACUAAAGGGUCGUGGAGCAAUUCUCUGGACUCACAUACACACACAGGAACCGGACAAGAGCAGACGACUUGAAGCCUCAGAGACCUGAGGAUUUUACCGGCGGUUAUCAGGACACUAUCCGACCCAGGAAACUGCAAAGACAGCGGUCAAGCUUUCUGCUCUGGUUCACAAACUCUUAUUUGUAAAGAACUGGGAGGCGGGAUCGGACUGACAGACAGACACGCCCAGGAACCAAUCACAGUGUUUCCUGCCCCUUUGUCUUUUUCCAUUAUUUAAAAAUUUAACUUAUUAUUAUUAUAGUUAGAGUAAGGCAUAAUA